AUCGUCUUCAAUCCAACCUCCAAGGUAGAAAAAAGUGUCUCAGACUUGGAUUCAAAUCGUCACGAAGAGAAUCCCCCGGAAUCAUAUGUUGACAAAUUUCAAAAGUUACACACCUUGAAUGACCAGCUCCCCCGUACAAACGUAAUUAUACUUACGUACAUGCGAAGCGGCUCGACUCUAACGGGAGAAAUAUUUGGUCAGCACCCGGAUGUAUUCUACGUUUUUGAACCAAUGCAUACUUUGAAAUGGGAAUUGUGGUCAAAAAGAACACGCCUGAGCUUUUUUGAUCAAACUUCAAGGGAAGUCAAAAGUGAAAAAGAUUUUGCAAACACAGCAAAAGACAUUGCCGACGGGUUUUUGAGGUGUCAUCCAACUAAGAUAGACAUUGCAACACUAAGUCAACAUCACUUAGGAAAAAGCAAAGAUACGAUACCUUACAAGAUGUGUCUAAAGUCAAAGCCCGGAGUCCUGAAAAUGUUAGACUGCUUACCAAUUCUUCAAAAGCAAUGCUUGGACUCAAACGUAUCUGUUAUCAAAACAAUACGUUUCCCAAUGGAAGCAGUGGAGACAAUGAUGAAAUCAAAUCCAUCAUUAAAAGUCAUACACUUGGUGAGAGACCCACGGCCCACCAUCAAGUCUCAGAUAUCAUUCGGGCGUGACACUUGGAGCAACCUUGAUCCGUACUCCAAGGAGCACUGCUUGAGGGUACAGAAAGACCUGCAGGUUACCAAGCGACUGAUGGAAUCUCACCCUGACAAAACUAAAUUGCUCUUGUAUGAGGAUUUAGUAGUCCACCCUUCUCGAAUUGCGCAGGAUCUGUUUUCAUUUGUAGGUCUGGCUUAUACACGUGAGACGGAACGAUUCGUUCAAUCCAAGACGAACGGCACAGUGGACGAACACUGUGUUUUGUGCACUCAGAGGCUAAACUCAUCACUUUCGGCUCUGCAGUGGCGAAAAGAACUUGACUUCAAUAGAGCUCAGGUCAUAGACGCUAAUUGUAAAGCAGUAUACCAAAUGUUAGGUUAUUUGCCAGUAAAUACUGCAACUGAACUCAAAGACUUGUCAAAAAGUUUGAAAAUCGAAAGGAACUUAUAAAGGUACAUGUUUUAUACAGUGAAACAUCAAACAUCAAACGAUAUGAUUAGGACCCUGUUUUAACCCACUUGAAAUGUCGUUUUAUCGUUGCGGAAAUUGGCAUGAAAAUUAUUGGACACGAUCAUUUCGCUGGCAAUUGGCCCCUAUUCUUUAAUUAUAGUGGUAGAUUUAGACUUCCGACAUGAUCAAAUAUAUAAGGAUCAUGCCAAAUAUACGUGAAAAAAUCCAUGCUCAUCUCCAAAUAUUAGAAAAGUGCCUCCUGAAAACCUCUAACAUCAGCCUGUUUCACCAAAGCCUAUGUUUUUAGUGUUCGCAUAAGUUCCAAAUAUGUUGAUCACCACUCAGAUACAUUUAGGCAGUGUCAG
Molecule: messenger RNA, 1460 nt
Organism: Haliotis rufescens (red abalone)
Lineage: Eukaryota; Metazoa; Mollusca; Gastropoda; Lepetellida; Haliotidae
Product: carbohydrate sulfotransferase 5-like
Exons: 3
Coding region: 160-1095 (311 amino acids)
Biological process (GO): N-acetylglucosamine metabolic process; sulfur compound metabolic process
Molecular function (GO): N-acetylglucosamine 6-O-sulfotransferase activity
Source: RefSeq, a predicted model, not a curated record